AUGUCUCACCCAAAACACGACCCCCGCCCCAACGUCCUCAUCAUCGUCGCAGACGAUCUAGGCUUCAGCGACUGCGGGUGCUUUGGCGCGGAGAUCUCGACGCCGAAUAUUGACGCCCUCGCCGCCGAGGCGAACGCGCUGCGCUUUACGAAUUUCCAUGUUGCGGCUGCGUGUUCGCCUACGCGCUCUAUGCUUAUGACGGGAACGGACCACCACAUCGCAGGCCUCGGCCAACUCCAAGAAAUAACCCGCUCCUCCCCCGCCCACGCCGGAAAACCGGGACACGAAGGGUACUUGAAUUCGCGGGUUGUCGCGCUCCCCCAACUCCUCUCUGACGGCGGGUACUUCACCUGCAUGGCCGGAAAAUGGCACCUUGGCCUAAAACCCGAACACCACCCUAUCGCGCGCGGGUUCCGGCAAUCGUUUGCGCUCCUGCCCGGUUGCGCGAAUCACUAUGCGUAUGAACCGCAAUAUGCGGAUCCAUCGACGGAGCCCGGACGCUUCUUUGAGACGGCGACGCGCGCGCUGCAUGUUGAGAAUGACCGGUUUCUGGGGCGGUUGCCCGAGGGGUUCUAUAGUAGUGAUGCGUAUGCGGAGAGGCUUGUGGAGUACCUUGAAGGGAGAGAUGAGGAGGAGAAGGCGAUGCCGUUUUUCGCGUAUUUGCCCUUUAGCGCGCCGCAUUGGCCGCUGCAGGCACCGAAGGAGGUAUGUGAGAAAUAUCGCGGGGUUUAUGAUGAGGGGCCUGAGGUGCUGAGGCAGAAGAGGUUGGCGAGGUUGAAGGCGCUCGGGAUGGUGGAUCCAGAGGUUGAGGCACAUCCCGUUGUUUUCUCCGAUGGGAGGACCGAGGGGUGGGAGGAGCUGCCGGAGGAGGUGAGGAAAGCGUCGAGUCGGGCGAUGGAGGUAUACGCCGGGAUGGUGGAUCGGAUGGAUUGGAAUAUCGGGCGGGUUGUGGACUAUUUGAAGAAGAUUGGGGAGUAUGACACUACGUUGAUUCUCUUCAUGAGCGACAAUGGGGCGGCGGGGGCAAGCUACGAAGCUGCUCCGCUUCUCGGGGAUAACAUCAUGGCACAUGUCCACAAGUACUAUGACAACAGCCUGGAGAAUAUCGGGCGGGGGAACAGCUUUGUCUGGUACGGGUGUCGCUGGGCCCAGGCUGCGACGGCGCCAUCCAGGCUGUUCAAGAUGCACUCCACGGAAGGAGGGUGUCGCGUGCCGCUUGUUGUCAAGGCACCGCAGGGGUUAGCAGGGAAAGCGCAGGGUGGGAUCACGGAUGCCUUCUGUACAGUCAUGGACAUUGUCCCGACCGUGCUGGAAAUGGCCAACCUUGGCCACCCAGCACAGUACCAGGGCAAGGAUGUGGCACCGCUGCGAGGGCUAAGCUGGGUUCCGUUUCUUUCGCAAGUAUGGUCGACGGCUGGAUCAGAACCAUCCUCAGCGCCUCUCGAUCAGUAUCAUCAGAUUCAUGGCCCUGAUUAUGCUGUCGGCUUUGAGGUCGCGGGCUCUGCAGCCUUGCGAAGAGGCGACUGGAAGAUUACGUUUGUUCCGGCACCCGACGGCCCACAGAAAUGGGAGCUAUUCAACAUCCGAGAGGAUCCUGGUGAAGUUCAUGACUUGGUAGCGCAGAAGCCGGAGUUGCUAGAUGAGAUGCUACAGCUCUGGAAAGAAUACAAAACGGAUGUCGGGAGUGUUGGGGUGGCAGGCGAGUUUGAACGCUCUGUGCAGGGGGCUGGGACUAUGCUGGACGAGAUGGACGAUCCGUAUGCGUGGAUCAAGUAUAUUGGCAGACCAGAGAUUACGCCAGAACGCCUCAAGAGCGUUGUACCGCGUGUACCGAAGUAG
Molecule: messenger RNA, 1839 nt
Organism: Aspergillus calidoustus
Lineage: Eukaryota; Fungi; Ascomycota; Eurotiomycetes; Eurotiales; Aspergillaceae
Source: the annotation of a GenBank genome assembly